This is a messenger RNA of Danaus plexippus (monarch butterfly), 2290 nucleotides long. RefSeq names its product microtubule-associated protein Jupiter (gene Jupiter). The coding region runs from base 196 to 900 and encodes 234 amino acids. The record is from RefSeq and is a predicted model, not a curated record. The transcript has 6 exons. Lineage: Eukaryota; Metazoa; Arthropoda; Insecta; Lepidoptera; Nymphalidae.
CUUUGUCAUGAGAGUAAACCGAACAACGACAGUUGGAUCUAAAAACUUAACUAUACUGGCACGAUACAUUUAAUUUUUUUUUCUCUAAAUUUGACAAGUGAAAAAUCUGCAUGACUUUAUAAUCAGUUAUAUUUAAGUAAUUGUAUUUUCCGUAUCAAAAUUUCAGUUAAAUUAAAAGUGUUUAGUGAAACGCCAAUGUCAUCUACUGUUAUUUACGUCGGGCUGCCGGAAGACUCGAAGAGCAGUAUUACAAAGCCGACUUCAUCAGCUGUGUUGUAUAGCGUUGAUCAUCUGGUAUCUACUUUGGAAGUGGAGAGCUCUGCAUGCAAUACAUCUGUACGGGUUAAAGAGAGAGGAGUUCCCAAUGCCCCAAAGAGCUGUAUCGCCGAGAUUUUCAACGCCGAUACCACUGACGGUGGCAGCCCCGUGAAGAACGGCUCCAGCCGUCCACGCAUGCCCCGCGACACGCCAACCCGCCCUCGUGACACUCACUCUCGUUUGUUUGGACAGACUGGCGGCAACGCAUCAGUCGCUCCAAUGAUCACCGACACCAUACGGAGUAACAUUCAGUUCGGCGACAGCGAGCUGAACGGUAGCCCGGCACACUCGCCCAAGAUAAACGGCAGCGCAACAUCCACACCCAGCCGAGGUGAGAUGGACAACGCCGACCACUUAUCAUAUACACCACCGAAGAGGAAUCCAGUCACUGGGGACGGAGUGCUCCUGCCGCCCCCGCGCAGACGCCACCCCGCCGCCAGCCUGCGAGAAGGCAACCCCAUCACUGGCGACGGCUACAAGUCUCUAAACGGUCAGAUCAACACAGUGACGUCGAUAAACGGAAACAGCAACAUCUUACACAACCGCGUACCACCCGGCGGUUACUCUUCGGGCCUUUGGUAGACAACAUCUAGAACAUUCACAGCGGCCAAACGAUUGAAACCGCCGCAAAUACUGGCCGUUGAUAAUCAUUAAUGCGAUUCUAAUUUUAUAUAACAACUCUUUGGUUUAAAAUCUUUUUGUUCGUCUGUGGUUUGUAUGAAGUGAUUUAUAGUCUGUGACUCGCAAGUUUUGUUUAAAUGUACGCAUUUUAGUAUUGCUAAUGCUGUUUGUGUGAAGUUAGAAUCGCGUUUCAUAGUAAUUUAUCAUCGAUAGUUUUGCGGUGCAAAAACACAACGCAUUUAAUAACAUUGACGACUUGACAUUAUUGAACUUCUUUUAACUAAAUUAAAUUAGAGAUCGAAAUAUUAAGUAACUUGCACAUAUGAAUCGUCCAUAUAAAAUUUUAAAAGGUAUUUGUUGUUCUUAAAAUCCUUAGCCUGUCCCAGUACUAACACAUUGAAAUAAUUUAGAAUAGAUUAUAGAUAUUUUUAUAAUAGUAACUUUUCGAUAGAUUUAAAAUUAUCGAUUCUCUUUGCGGGGGAUACGUUUUUUAUUUCAAUGUAACCUAACUUUCGCGCUCAAAUGUUUAAGCGCAAAUGACAUUUCACGUAAUAAAAAUGAAAAACCCCGCGCUUUAACGCCAUGACGUUUGUAAUCUAUCAAGUUUAAAAUUUUAAGUGCAUUGAAAUUGUGAAUUAGGAGUGAGGAUACGUAUCAGCAAUAUACCAAAAUGAAUAGUGCCUUGAUUGGUAAUGUAUUGGAAAUUCUAUAAGAAUCAGAGAAUGUUUGUUUAGGUGUGAAGUAGGAAGGACAGUGAUUAUAUGUCUAUAUAUCACAAGUAUAGAAAUAGUAAUCAGGCGGCACUCGGACUAACUGAAAUAAUUUAAUAAAGUAUAUUACAUAUUAUUGGACAUUUAUUUAAGAUACUUUUCAUUUGUUAACUUCAUAAUUUAAACAGAAUGUUUAUAGAAUGCAUUUAUUUUGUCUGUUUAUAAAUAUAUAAUAUAUAUAUUUUUAAUUUUAUUUUCUACUCUUUUAGAGUUUAACAUAUUUGAAUCUUGGUCGAUUAUCUGUUAACAAUCAAAUGGAUCACGGUCACGUAUCGUUCACAUCUCUGGAUCAUAGAAGGGUACUGUUGUUUUACUUCACGUAGGAUAAUUCAACCUUCCUAUUUUUUACUAUCUGAUUUUAAUACAUUUGAUAGCGCGCAGUCCAAUUCUAUAGUCAUAGAUGUAACGAUGUUCGAAGAGAUUAAAUCUAAAAUAAUUUAGACCUAGCAUAUCAUGUUAUUUAGAAGUUUUUUUUUUAACUCGAUUCACUAAUUGUCGCCGGCACUAUGGCCUAACAUUAAUUGUGUGUUAAUAGAUAAUAACCACUAUUUCAAAAUAAAGUUUUUUUUUUAAAUAAUUAA